UCCUUUAGGUGUCACAAACUUGAGAAUUAACAAACUAAAGCGACAGCUUGUCUCUCGCUUUUGGCGUCUAAAGUACUAACUUUCGCUUAUUAUGGAGAGCUUUACACCAAAUUUGAGGCUUAUUGCUGAGCUUCUGGCCCUCAUUUUUAUUUUACACAUAGAGAGUUUUGUGAGUUGUAGACAUUGGCCGCAAGACACUGGCAGUGAUCAGAAGAGAGGUGAGAAAUUGGAGGGUUUGGACUCUUUGGAGGACCUCGUGACCGAGCUUCCGGGUCAGCCCGAUGUCGAUUUUCGGCACUUUGCGGGGUAUGUUACCGUUAAUGGAAAGAACGGGAGGGCGCUUUUUUAUUGGUUCUAUGAGGCCACGCUAAAACCAGAAGAAAAGCCUUUAGUCCUUUGGCUCAAUGGAGGACCUGGGUGCUCUUCUGUGGGAUAUGGAGCAACACAAGAGAUUGGCCCUUUCAUAGUGGACACCAAUGGCCAUGGCCUUAAAUAUAAUCCUUACUCUUGGAAUAGAGAAGCAAACAUGCUAUUCUUGGAAUCUCCAGUUGGAGUUGGCUUUUCUUACUCGAACACAAGCAGUGAUUAUGACAAUCUCGGAGAUGGCUUUACAGCAAAUGAUGCGUACAAUUUCCUCCACAUGUGGUUUGUCAAGUUCCCGUCUUACAAAACACGUGUGCUUUACAUUGCUGGAGAAAGCUAUGCGGGAAAAUAUGUUCCGGAAUUGGCUGAUCUAAUCCACGAGAAUAAUAUUAAGAAUCUUUCACUUCAUAUAAAUCUCAAAGGCAUCUUGUUGGGCAAUCCGGAAACAUCAUACCCGGAGGACUGGAGAGGGAUCGUCGACUACGCAUGGAGCCACGCCGUGAUAUCAGAUGAAACCCACAAGAUGAUAUCUAAGAGCUGCGAUUUUAACAGCAACAAUACAUGGGACAACGAUGACUGCAAUCGGGGAGUAGAAGAGGUUCUCAGACAGUACAAACAGAUCGACAUGUACAGCCUCUACACAUCCACUUGUAUGGCCGAUUCCGCCAACAACUCGGAAGACAGGAAAUUUAAAUCGUCGUUCCAAGUCUCCUGGAGUCGCAAUUCUAAAAUGAUGCCGAGGAUAAUGGGAGGGUAUGAUCCUUGUUUAGACAACUAUGCGAAAGCGUACUACAAUCGGCCCGAUGUUCAAAAGGCUCUCCAUGUCAAUGAUGGUCGUCUCCCCAAGAAUUGGACUAUUUGCAAUAUGGAGAUAUUCGGCAGCUGGUCGGAUUCUAAGCGUUCGGUUCUGCCAAUAUACGAGAGGCUUAUUGCAGCAGGUCUCCGAAUUUGGAUCUAUAGUGGGGACACUGAUGGAAGAGUCCCAGUAUUGUCCACUCGAUACUGGUUAAGCUCUUUAGGACUCCCUAUCACUAAGGCUUGGAGCCCUUGGUAUCAUCAAAAGCAGGUGAGUGGAUGGUAUCAAGAGUACAAUGGGCUUACAUUCGCAACCGUUAGAGGAGCCGGCCAUGCAGUGCCCCUGUUUAAACCAAGCGAAUCGCUUAUGCUCUUCUCGUCCUUUCUUAACGGUCAUUCUCUCCCAUCCGCACGCUGAUAGGAAACGUCAAGUUAUCGUUGGUCGGGGAUGAUCAAAUGUUCAACCCUGCCAUAGUUAAAUCACAUUGCAAAAUUUGAGGGGAGAGAUGCAUUAUCGGCUAAUAUGUAUAUCAUCAAUAUAUAUACACAUACGCAAGGACUCAGACAAUUGGCCUUGUGAAGCUGUUGAGAAAAAUAGAGAAUAAUUUGAGGCUUAUGUCAACUAUUGUCUGUUGCUCGACAUGAUGUAAGUGUAAACGUGUUAAAUGGCUUUGCCCGAUCGGGUGAAACAAGAAAUCUUCUGGAGCCUAAAAGUACAUGUUAUGCCUUAGAUUGUGGUUAUGUGAGAAAGUAUCUUAUGGCUUUUGCUACGUAUGUAUACGUCACGUGGUGCUACGAUCCAAUAGAGAAGUAUUAAUGAUA
This is a messenger RNA of Punica granatum (pomegranate), 1980 nucleotides long. NCBI's taxonomy places the organism in Eukaryota, Viridiplantae, Streptophyta, Magnoliopsida, Myrtales, Lythraceae. The record is from RefSeq and is a predicted model, not a curated record.